Drosophila obscura is the source of this 435-nucleotide messenger RNA. Its product is annotated as peptidyl-prolyl cis-trans isomerase-like. The transcript is spliced from 3 exons. The record is from RefSeq and is a predicted model, not a curated record. Gene Ontology annotation, molecular function: peptidyl-prolyl cis-trans isomerase activity. The coding region runs from base 1 to 435 and encodes 144 amino acids. Gene Ontology annotation, biological process: protein peptidyl-prolyl isomerization. Gene Ontology annotation, cellular component: intracellular membrane-bounded organelle. NCBI's taxonomy places the organism in Eukaryota, Metazoa, Arthropoda, Insecta, Diptera, Drosophilidae.
AUGACCACGCUGAAGCACACCGGCACUGGCAUUCUGUCGAUUUCCAAUGCGGGCGCCAACACCAAUGGAUCCCAGUUCUUCGUUUGCACCGUGAAGACCGCUUGGUUGGACAACAAGCAUGUUGUCUUUGGCGAGGUGGUUGAGGGCUUGGACAUUGUCAAGGAGAUUGAAUCUUUUGGCUCUCAGUCCGGCAAGACCUCCAAGAAGAUCAUGCUGAAGCACACCGGCACUGGCAUUCUGUCGAUUUCCAAUGCGGGCGCCAACACCAAUGGAUCCCAGUUCUUCGUUUGCACCGUGAAGACCGCUUGGUUGGACAACAAGCAUGUUGUCUUUGGCGAGGUGGUUGAGGGCUUGGACAUUGUCAAGGAGAUUGAAUCUUUUGGCUCUCAGUCCGGCAAGACCUCCAAGAAGAUCAUGGUGGCUAACUGUGGUUAG